Molecule: messenger RNA, 2156 nt
Organism: Rubroshorea leprosula
Lineage: Eukaryota; Viridiplantae; Streptophyta; Magnoliopsida; Malvales; Dipterocarpaceae
Source: the annotation of a GenBank genome assembly
AGCUCCUUCUACUUCCAUUGUCAUACUUCAUUUUCAUACUAACAGGCUCGGAAAAAUCCAGUCUUUGAAGCGAAGACGGAGGCGUUGUGUGCUCCAGCGCACUGGCGAUGUCGGUUUUGGAAGAGAAAGGUGGCCUGGAUUCCAACGUUCCGGUGGUGAAGAAGAGAACGCCGAGCUUGUCUGACAUCUGGGUGAAGAACGCCAAGUCCUUGAACCAUGUGCUCUUUACUAUGCAACUUCCGACUCUAUCACCUGAAGACCCCAAGUCGCAAACUCUUAUCCCCAAAUUUUCGAAUGUUGAUCGCACCCUUCUUUUGUCAGACGAUCUUCUCCUCAAAAUUCUGUCUAGGCUCCCUGUUUCGCAGAGAAACCCUAACUCUCUCGUCUGCAAGCGGUGGCUUAAUCUUCAGGGCCGACUUGUGCGGUCGUUGAAGGUGCUGGAUUGGGAUUUUCUUGAAUCGGGUCGGUUGUUUUUGAGAUUCCCAAAUCUGACCCAUGUAGAUUUGGUAAAUGGGUGUCUGUUUUCGCCGCGAAACUCAGGGAUUCUGGUUAGUCAUAGAAUGGGUUCGAUGCACGUGAGUUCUAGGUUUUCGUCCAAUUGGCGAAUUUGCGAGGAGAAUCUGUUGCCUGUGGACAUGGUUGACAGGGGUCUGAGAACGCUUGCUGGUGGGUACCCAAAUCUGCGUAAGCUUGUGGUGAUUGGUGCUAGUGAACUGGGGUUGAUGGGUGUGGCUGACGAGUGCUUGACAUUGCAAGAUCUGGAACUGCAUAAAUGCAAUGAUAAUGUCUUGCGAGGGAUUGCUGCUUGUGAGAAUUUGCAAAUUUUGAAGCUUGUUGGAAGUGUAGAGGGAUUGUAUAGUUCAAUUGUUUCGGAUAUAGGACUAACAAUUCUAGCUCAAGGGUGCAAAAGGUUGGUGAAGCUUGAGCUUUCUGGAUGUGAGGGUAGCUUUGAUGGGAUUAAAGCAAUAGGGCAGUGUUGCCAAAUGCUUGAGGAUUUGACUCUUUCUGAGCAUAGGAUGGAUGAUGGGUGGCUGGCAGCACUGUCUUACUGCGAGAAUCUGAAGACAUUGAGGUUCUUGUCAUGUAAAAAGAUUGAUGCCAGCCCAGGGCCAGAUAAGUAUCUGGGUUCUUGUCCAGCACUUGGGCGGUUGCAUUUGCAGAAGUGCCAGUUGCGGGAUAAGAAAAGCAUUAGAGCUUUGUUUAGAGUAUGUGGAGUUGUUAAGGAGAUAAUCGUUCAGAAUUGUUGGGGAUUGGACAAUGGCAUGUUCAGUGCAGCCAGCAUCUGCAGGAGAGUGAAGUUCCUAUCUUUAGAAGGAUGCUCAUUGCUAACAACAGAAGGCCUGGAGGCUGUGAUUCUCUCCUGGCAGGAUCUUCGGAGUCUUAGAGUAGUAUCGUGUAAGAACAUAAAGGAUGGGGAAAUCACUCCCGCACUCUCACUCUUUAUCUCUGCUCUUAAAGAGCUGAAAUGGAGACCAGACACCAAAUCUCUUCUUGCAUCAUGUCUUACUGGGACUGACAUGGGAAAAAGAGGAGGUAAAUUCUUCAAGAGAGCAUGAGGACCAAAAUCACUACCUGCAAAGAUUAGAAACUGCAUCUCAAUUGCAGGGCCAUUUUCUGACACCAUUGAUCCUUAUGUUCAGAAGCUGUAUCUGUAUGAUGUAAUAAGCACUUGAUUAUCUGGUUAACAUGGAAGUUGACUGGCGGAUUGUUAUGCAUUUUCUUUGCCUCUGGCAUGGAGGAAGGAGAUAAAAUUUGGAGACUUUUUGCUGGAUCCUGUUGAUUCUCCACUCUUGCUGGGUGCCCUGUUCACCGACAUUUCAAUCUGCCAAGUGCUAAUAUCUGUAGGAAUAUCUCUGUCCCUUUUAGUUCUGUAAGUAUAAUGGAUGGUUAAAAGCAAACAGAAUCAUUAGCUGUGUUUCUUAUUUAUAUUUUGGAAUUCGAUGCCCUGUAGAACAGCAAUGUACAAUUGUACAUCUAUGGAUUCAAAACAUAAUGCAUGUCCGGUUUGAGGGAAGUGGAGUAGAGGAAAAGGAAAACUAUUUCAAGCAAUCAAAUUAAGUCAUUGGCCUCAUGAUUUAAUCUGAUCAGUUGAAAUAACGUCUCUUUACUCCACUUUCUUAAGACCAAAUAUGCUUUUGUACAUUUGGUAAUUCACU